AUGGGCAUCUUUGGAAAACGUCGCGAGGCGGCUGCGGCUCCCGCCAACGGUCAUGCCAACGGUCACCACGGCGUUGCCAACAAGCGUCGCACCGCCGAGCCCUACACCAUGGCUCGCCGCCCUACCUUUGGACAGUGGCUCAAGGGAACGCUGAUCGACAUCAUCACCAUGAUUUGCAUGGGUGCCAUCGGCCUCGGUAUCUACAUGGCCCCUCCCGCCCCGAACCGCUCCUUCGCCGUCACCUUCGCCGACGGUGAGGUCGUCUACCCGCAGUUCGCCUACCCCCUGCGCAACGAGAUCAUCCCCAUCUGGCUCGCCGCCUUCCUCGCCUCCGUCAUCCCCAUCUGCAUCAUCCUCCUCAUGCAGAUCCGCAUCCGCUCCUUCUGGGACGUCAACAACGCCGUCAUCGGCCUGCUUUACUCCCUCAUCUGCGCCGCCGUCUUCCAGGUCUUCCUCAAGUUCCUCAUCGGCGGCCUGCGCCCCCACUUCCUCGAGGCCUGCCAGCCCGACCUGUCGCGCGUCACCGUCAGCCAGGGCGGCAUCGCCCGCGCCGGCUACAGCGCCGCCGGCUUCCAGUCCCUGUACGUCACCAAGGAGGUGUGCACCGGCGACAUCAAGGAGAUCAACGACUCGCUCGAGAGCUUCCCCAGCGGCCACACCACCGCCGCCUUCGCCGGCCUGGGGUACCUCUACCUCUACCUCAACGCAAAGUUCAAGGUCUUCUCCGACUACCACCCGGCCAUGUGGAAGCUCAUCAUCACCUACAUCCCCAUCCUCGGCGCCGUCCUCAUCGGGGGCGCCCUCACCAUUGACGAGUUCCACAACUGGUACGACGUCUUUGCCGGCGCCGCCAUCGGCAUCGUCUUCGCCUUCUCCGCAUACCGCAUGACCUACGCCGCCGUCUGGGACUUCCGCUACAACCACAUUCCCCUGAACCGCGGCCAGGCCUUCACCUACGGCGCCGAUGCCGAGCUGUACGAUGCCGUCUUCACCCGCAAGGCGGGCUGGGGCAAACGCGGCGCCGGCGGCCUCAUGCACGGCGGCGAGAAGCACCACGGCCACGGCCACGGCGCCACCACUGGCAUGCAUGGCGGCGGCGUCCACGGUGCUGGCGUCAACGACUACGGCGAGCCCGUCGGCUCCCGCAAGCCCGUCGGCUCCGGGUCGCGCCACCCCGACGCGAUGGUCUAA
Messenger RNA from Colletotrichum spaethianum, 1191 nucleotides. Its product is annotated as putative lipid phosphate phosphatase 4. Gene Ontology annotation, biological process: phospholipid metabolic process. Lineage: Eukaryota; Fungi; Ascomycota; Sordariomycetes; Glomerellales; Glomerellaceae. Gene Ontology annotation, molecular function: phosphatidate phosphatase activity. The transcript has 2 exons. The record is from RefSeq and is a predicted model, not a curated record. Bases 1 to 1191 code for a protein of 396 amino acids.